UCCUUCACUAUAAAUAUUAUCCCCCCAUAUGCUAAGUUUUCAUGUGAAUCCUCAAGAAAUCACUUGAUCCCUCUUUGGCUAAUCCUUUUUAGCUUGUUUCUUUUAUAUGGGAAUGCUACAUUUGAUGGUUUUUUGGCUACUAGGAUCUGCCCUAGGGGCCUCCUUUUCAUGGGGUGUUCCCCUGAAUGUCAAUUUCCAAACACGGGUCCAAAGGGAAUGCAGCUUUACUCGUUACCCUAGCCUGUGUCAAAAUACCUUGAUGGAGUUGAAGGAUCAUCCUCUUCAUAUUAUAUCUGCUCUUGUUAACAAGACAAUUUCAGAGACCAAUCUGCCAAGCACCUACUUCCAAACACUCAGCUCCCAAUUGGAAAUCCAAGAUGCUCAACUUGCUAAAUCCUCCACAGAUUAUUGUGAAAAGCUCAUGAAGAUGUCACUGAAACAGCUAGACAGGUCGCUGUUGGCACUGAAGGAAUCUCCAAGAAAGAACAAGAACGACAUCCAAACCUGGCUAAGUGCAGCCCUGACCUUCCAACAAGCCUGCAAAGAUUCAACCGCCGGUGUUCUCAACUCCAAAAUUUCUAGCAAAAUGGAUUAUCUCUCCCAAUUGACCAGCAACCCUUUAGCUCUUGUCAACAGGAUUACUAGUAAUAAUGUUAAGCUUAAAAACAACACCAGAAGUAGACCUCUAGACGGGCAAGUAGAGGAUUUUCCCAAGUGGGUAUCGGCGAAAGAUCGAAAAAUCCUCCAGAGUGGCACCAUUAAGGCGAAUGCUGUGGUUGCAAAAGACGGAACAGGCAACUAUAAAACGAUUUCAGAAGCUAUCAAAGCUGCCGGUGGGGGUCGGUUUGUGAUUUAUGUGAAGUUAGGAGUUUACAAGGAGAAAAUUCGCACCAAUAAAGAUGGUAUUACCUUGAUAGGAGAUGGCAAGUACUCUACUAUCAUUGCUGGUGAUGACAGUGUAGCUGGAGGUUCCUCCAUGCCUGACUCUGCCACAUUCACAAUUACAGGCGAUGGAUUUAUAGCUCGUGACAUUGGAUUUCAGAACACUGCAGGACCUGGAGGAAAACAAGCGUUGGCUCUAUACAUCGCCUCUGAUCAUUCAGCUCUAUAUAGAUGCAGCAUCGCAGGCUACCAAGACACCUUAUAUGCACUUGCACUUCGUCAAUUCUACAGAGAAUGCGACAUUCAUGGCACCGUUGACUUCAUUUUCGGCAACGCAGCUGCUGUUUUCCAGAAUUGCUACUUGGUGCUUCGCCGGCCACAUGGGGGAGCCUACAAUGUAAUUCUAGCUCAUGGAAGGACAGACCCUGGACAGAGCACUGGAUUUUCUAUACAGAAUUGCAGGAUCGCAGCGAGCUCGGAUUUUUCUCCGAUUAAGCACAGCUUCAAUUCAUAUCUAGGAAGGCCCUGGAAGCAGUAUUCGAGAUCAGUGGUAAUGGAAUCGAGCAUAGAUGAUGCUAUUUCAUCGAGGGGUUGGGUCGAGUGGCCUGGUGCAGGAUCCUAUGCUAAAACACUCUACUUUGCAGAGUUCUCAAAUACAGGCCCUGGAGCAGGAACUUCCAGGAGGGUAAAUUGGCCUGGAUUUCAUGUAAUUGGAGUUGAAGAGGCUGUCAAGUUUACUGUUGGCAAUUUUAUUGCUGGAACAUCUUGGCUGCCUUCUACUGGAGUAACUUUUGUCUCUGGUCUCCACUGACAAUGUGUAAUAAUUUGGAUUAAAAGGACAUACAGAUUACAUACAGUCAGUGUGCGUGUUAUAUAGCAAUUUAUACACUGCAAGAUAUGGAGCAAUAGGGGAAGAGCCCAUAGGAGUAGACCUAUUAUCACUCAGGCUUGUAACAUAUUCUAUUAUCACUCAGGCUUGUAACAUAUUUGUAGUCCCUGAAAUUUGAAUCCUAUAAGAAUAAUGUAGGAUAUAUAUCUGUUUAAUUAA
Messenger RNA from Hevea brasiliensis (rubber tree), 1930 nucleotides. Its product is annotated as pectinesterase. Gene Ontology annotation, biological process: cell wall modification. Lineage: Eukaryota; Viridiplantae; Streptophyta; Magnoliopsida; Malpighiales; Euphorbiaceae. The record is from RefSeq and is a predicted model, not a curated record. The coding region runs from base 107 to 1693 and encodes 528 amino acids. The transcript is spliced from 3 exons. Gene Ontology annotation, molecular function: pectinesterase inhibitor activity; pectinesterase activity.